Messenger RNA from Daphnia pulicaria, 1905 nucleotides. RefSeq lists its product as uncharacterized. Gene Ontology annotation, cellular component: SCF ubiquitin ligase complex. The coding region runs from base 661 to 1845 and encodes 394 amino acids. The record is from RefSeq and is a predicted model, not a curated record. The transcript has 4 exons. NCBI's taxonomy places the organism in Eukaryota, Metazoa, Arthropoda, Branchiopoda, Diplostraca, Daphniidae. Gene Ontology annotation, biological process: SCF-dependent proteasomal ubiquitin-dependent protein catabolic process.
GGAUGCUUCGUCUGUGUUUGCUCAGUAUCUACCAGUAUCUACUGUAAAGUUUAGUUUCUGUUUCCGAACAUUUUAUUCAAUUUCGGGUUGUAAUAACACAUCCGCUGCUAUCUGUCCAACAGCUCUAGCAUGCCGCAAGUUUUUACGGUUCCGUUUUUGUGGCGUAUCUGUGUUAAUUUUAUCGCAGACAAUAUGGAAAAGUUCUCUAAGAAAUCGUCGACAAGCGAACUGGAAGCCAUCGAUGCAGAGGCUGUCCGUUUCUGCCAUUUCCAAGAAUUACCUUCCACUGUUUUGGAAGAACUUGUCAAGACUCUCAGCACAAAACGCAGAGAUAAUUAUCGACAAUUCAUUGCUCUUCUGAUGGUCCCAAAUUUGAGUACUUUAAAUCUUUCUAUCUGUGAUAAGAAUGAGCUUUCCCACCUUGUUCCUCUUGCAGCAAAAAAUUGCCCGAAUCUGACAAGUUUGGUAAUAACGGGUCGUCCCUUCAUCGAAGAAGACUACUUUAGUUUGAUUCAGAAUUUUACUAGGUUAGAAAUAUUAAAUAUAUCCAAGACAUACACCCCAGAAAAGUUCUGGAACAUUCUUGGAACACAUUGUAAGGAUCUAAGGUAUUAGUUUUAUGCCUCACAAAGUCUAUUGACUGACACUGGGAUUGAAUGGAUGUGUGUCAUUGGGAAAUGCAAGUCUAUUCAAAUUUUGGAUCUGACAAGGACGGCAGUGACAUACGAAGGAAUUACUAAGGCUCUCGAACAUUUGCCUUCCUUGAGAAAACUAAAGCAUAGGCAAACUAUUAGAGUUCUGGCUCAAAUCUAUAAAAGGGCAGUAGAUGAAAAGUUGAGCGAUAUUCCCAAGUUUACCUUAUCUUCGAUUCAAAUCACUAACUUUAGGCCGAAGUGGAAUCGUGAUGUUGGGUUAGCAGAUCUUGGGUUAGCUGUCCAUAUUUGUCCUUUGAUUACCGAAUUAUAUAUACAUAGUACUCUGAGCAACAUUACGGACAAUGACCUACUGGGCUUACUACCACUUGAGAAGCUCGAACACUUCUAUAUCUCUAUACGUCUCAAUGCCAAUUUCACAUUUGAUGGCAGUCUAACUCCAUUCCUGAAGGCUACAGGAAACUCAUUGAAGGAACUCACGAUUAACAUGGUCCUCGAAGUCGACUACAUUCCUACGAUCACUCGGCAUUGUUCAAAUCUGCGCUCCCUUGGUCUCUACUUUAAUCACACUCGGCUCUGUUCCGUAGGGCAGCGCAAUUCUUUCAGUCGCAAUCGGACGAAGUUGGAGCGACCGAUAUUAAAUUAUCUCGAAAUACUUAAUCUAGUGGAACCAAGAUCAAUAGGCCUAAUUCAUCCCGAAAGCCUUUGCCUGUUGUUAUCAUCCCCUUCUCUAAAGUCUAUAAGUAUAAGUUCUUGUGGCACCCUUACUGAUGAUGUGUUACAAGAGGCCGCCAAUCUCCAUUCGUUCAAUAAGCUCGAAUCCUUUGAAUUGAGUGAAUGUAAUUUAGUGACUAUCAAAAUUUUGGAUCUGUUGAUGAAAGCGACUAAUCCUCUUGAAUGGAUUUGGUUAACAUGGAAACAGAGGGAGCCGAAGGGUUUUAAAAAAAUUCUUUGUCGUUGGAAAAAGCAAAUGGCAAAGAAUCACUGGAAUGUCAGUUUGUCGGCUGACUAUUAUGAUGACGUAUCUGAUGUCGAAAGUGAAGAUGAAGAAAUAACCGAUAGCGAUGAAGAAAUAUCUGAUGUCGAUAGCGAAGAAAUAUAUGAUAGCGAUAGCGAAGAUUCCCCAGCUGAAGAUAGUGAGGAAUCUUCAUCCACCGACAGUAACGAAGAAUUACUUAUCAUUGAUGGAUAAUUAAAACGAUGGCAGUAUUUCUUUUGGUUUAAAACUUUUCAUUUAUUUUGGAUGGUAAUU